Molecule: messenger RNA, 1107 nt
Organism: Lactuca sativa (garden lettuce)
Lineage: Eukaryota; Viridiplantae; Streptophyta; Magnoliopsida; Asterales; Asteraceae
Source: RefSeq, a predicted model, not a curated record
AUGGAUGCAGCGAGGAGGAGGGAAAUCGAGUUGCAGAGCCAGACCAAGAGGAAGGACAAUGACACCUCCUCCAAGACAUCCGGAGAUGCCCAGAAAAAGCAAAAGAAGGGUGGUAAGUCAAGGUAUGAGUACAGGCCGUCUUCAGGUCAGGGCGAGAAAAAUCCGUUGAUAUGCUACAACUGUAAAAAGCCAGGGCAUCAUUGGAAGAAUUGUAGGGCUCCCCAUGCAAGUGCAGUUCCUCAGAUUACUUCUACUGCUCCCGUCUGCUAUCACUGCAACGAGACGGGACACAAGAAGCCCGAAUGCCCGAAGUUGAAGGCUGGUAAAGGAAGCGGGGGUACAAAUCUUGCAAUUGCAUCGUCUUCUAAGGGACCCACUAUGGUGACACGAGGUCGUGCUCACCAGAUGACUGCGGAUAAGCCGAUGAUUACCGCGACAGUGGCAGUUAGAAUUGUUUACAUGAUCGUAUGUGGUAAAUCAGGCACUUAUUUGCUAGAUUCCGAGCCUGCUGUUGUUAUGUUUGAUAGCGGUGCUACCCAUUCUUUUGUAUCUCGCACGUUUAUUAAUCGUCUGGGGUGUAGUAUCGAAAAAUUGGCUCGCCCAAUGGUUGUCGAAGUUGCCAACAAUCGCACUAUUUAUGUCACCGAUGUCUAUCGGGGUUGCACUCUCGAGUUUUCUGGAGUUGAAUUCCCUAUUGAUCUUAUCCCUAUUGCGAUGCGAGAGCUCUGCGUUAUCGUAGGCGUGGAUUGGCUUGAUGCGUUUGAUGCGGAAAUCCACUAUCGUAAGAAGCAAGUUCGUGUUCGAAACCCUAGAGGUGGAGAACUUAUUAUUCAGGGGGACAUUACCCGCCUGGCUAUGGCUUCUUGCUCUUCUGCUAUAGCACUAGACGACGUUCCUAUUGUUUCCGACUUCAGCGAUGCGAAGACCAGCCAUCGUCUGCUGAAGGGAAGCAAUAUCCCCACGAAGGUCAAGGUAAUGCUGGUGUGGCGUCUUCAUAGUUUGGGUGUUGAGUGGAUGAAGAUGGUCGAUCAAACGGUGCAUGUGGUUCCCUACGUGGGUGAGGUGGUAAUUGGAUGUUCGAAGACAACACCCACUCAGUCUCGCUAA